AUGUCUACCCUCACUAUAAGAAGGACAGAGGAAGAUCAAGUCCAAGGAGACCCAGUCCGAGAAGAUGAAGAGCGAGCACAGGAUGAGCCAGCAGAAGCAGAAGACCACUCCCAUAUUUCCCAACUCCUUGCCCUCCCCCGUGAACUCCGCGAUCAAAUCUUCCUCCCUCUACUCCAACUCUCCCCAGGUUACUCCACUCCUCCCUCUCAACCCCACAUUACAUUCACCUGCCACCAACUCCGAUCAGAAACACUCCCAGCAUUCUACGCAAUCAACACAUUCCGCUUCCAACUCGAUUUCACAACAUUGCUUGYCCAAAAUCAGGCCUGGUUGAAGAGGACUGGGAAUGCAAAUGUGGAGUUGUUAAGGAAAGUGGAGUUGGUGGGAUGGAGGAGGAUUCCAUUUGGACACAUGUUUAGGCGUGUGAAGAUUGUUAUUUCGGUUGACUUACGGGCAGGGCAAAUCGACAUUGGAGGCGAGGGAGAGUUGGAGAGUGAGGAUGUGAAGGCGGUACGAAAGCGUUUCGAUGAUGGGAAGGAGUUGGGGUGGGAUGUGGUGCGAUUGGGUGAGCUGAUGGAGGCGUUCUGGUCGGGAUGUGCGGACAAUUAUUGA
Messenger RNA from Ramularia collo-cygni, 612 nucleotides. RefSeq lists its product as uncharacterized. The transcript has a single exon. Lineage: Eukaryota; Fungi; Ascomycota; Dothideomycetes; Mycosphaerellales; Mycosphaerellaceae. The record is from RefSeq and is a predicted model, not a curated record. The coding region runs from base 1 to 612 and encodes 203 amino acids.